CAGAUCUCCCACUGAACAACUGGGUUUCUCUGCUUGCCUAUGAACAUGAUCGGAGAAUACUUCUUCAUUUCUUCAGCUUUUUUGAUUUUUGGUUUGAUUUUGUUGUGGGCGUGGAGGUUCUUAAAUUGGGUAUGGCUGAAACCCAAGAAGUUGGAAAGAUUUUUGAGGGAGCAGGGAAUUAAGGGUCACUCCUACGGAUUGUUGUAUGGAACUCUCAGAGAGGAAUCAAGGAUGAUGAAGGAAGUCCAAUCCAAGCCUACGAACCUCUCUCACGAUAUUGCGCCACGUGUUCUCCCCUUCAUCCAUCAAACUUUCAAGGACUACGGUAGGACAUCUCUUUGUUGGAUUGGAACAUCUCCUAGAGUAAACAUCUUGGACCCCACUCUCAUAAGGGAUAUUUUGUCUAACAAGUUUGGCCAGUUUCAGAUGCCUAAACUAAAUCCACUCGUCAGAUUGUUAGUGACUGGGCUUCUGAGCUAUGAGGAUGACCAAUGGGCCAAACACAGAAGAAUUAUCAGUCCUGCUUUCCAUCAAGAGAAGUUGAAGCUUAUGCUACCUGCAUUUUAUGCAAGUUUCGCUGAGUUGGUUAGCCGAUGGAACAAAUUGACUACACCAAAAGGGUCUUGUGAAUUGGAUAUAUGGCCUGAAAUCCAGAACGUAACAACAGAUGUCAUCUCUCGAGCAUUAUUCGGUAGUGGCUAUGAAGAAGGGCAGAAGAUAUUCCAACUCCAAAAUGAACUAUCUAAGCUCACUCUGCAGGUUCUUCAGUCUGUAUACAUCCCGGGUUUUAGGUUCCUACCUACAAAAAAGAACAACAGGAUGAAGGAAAUUGAAAAAGAAAUACAGACUGUUCUGACAGGUAUCAUAAAUAAGAAAGAAGCAACUCCAAGUGUUGGAGAAGUAAGUAGCAGUGACUUAUUGAGCUUGCUAAUAGACUCUAAUAAAAACUAUAUCCAAGAACAUGGCAGCAAGAAGAAUGCAGGAAUGACUAUUAAAGAAGUAAUAGAGGAGUGCAAGCUAUUUUAUUUUGCAGGACAAGAGACAACAUCUAAUUUGCUUGUGUGGACCAUGGUUGUAUUGAGCAUGCAUAUGGACUGGCAAACACGCGCAAGGGAGGAGGUGUUGAAAUUCUUCGGUAACGACAUACCGAGCUAUGGCGGGUUAAGCCACCUUAAGAUUGUUACCAUGAUUCUGUAUGAAGUUCUCAGACUAUACCCACCAACAGUAACGAUUGGUAGGUCUACUUACAAGAAUACAAAACUAGGGGAAAUCUCUCUACCACCUGGAGUGCACCUAGAAAUGCCAAUACUCCUCCUCCAUCAUGAUCUUGAAUUUUGGGGUGAAGAUGCCCAAGAGUUCAAACCGGAAAGGUUUGCAGAAGGAGUUUCAAAGGCAACAAAUAAUCAAGUCUCAUUCUUCCCAUUCGGUUGGGGUCCGCGGAUAUGCAUUGGACAGAACUUUGCAAUGACUGAAGCAAAGAUGGCUCUGGCUAUGAUUCUGCAACAUUUCUCUUUUGAGCUUUCACCAUCAUAUACUCAUGCUCCUUGCUUUGUCCUAACUCUCCAACCACAAUAUGGUGCUCAAAUCAUAUUUCAUAAACUUGAGCAUGCAUCCUUCUCCUAGCCAUGGUCAUUAUUACUUGAAUCUUCUAUUCUCUACUAGGAAUUCUAGCAUAUAUGUACCAGUUUAAUAUAUAGUAGUAUGGGACCACGUCCUCUGUUCUUCUUGAGUCCUAUGAACAUCUAUGACACAAUUCAACCAAAGCUUACAAUAGGAAGAAUGAGGAAAUAAUGCUCCUUACAAUAGGAAGAAAGUUUGCAAAUAAUGUGGAUUAACCUUGGAUUUUUACAA
Messenger RNA from Nelumbo nucifera (sacred lotus), 1851 nucleotides. RefSeq names its product cytochrome P450 CYP72A219-like. NCBI's taxonomy places the organism in Eukaryota, Viridiplantae, Streptophyta, Magnoliopsida, Proteales, Nelumbonaceae. Gene Ontology annotation, molecular function: oxidoreductase activity, acting on paired donors, with incorporation or reduction of molecular oxygen; heme binding; iron ion binding. The record is from RefSeq and is a predicted model, not a curated record.